Messenger RNA from Striga asiatica, 321 nucleotides. The record is from the annotation of a GenBank genome assembly. Lineage: Eukaryota; Viridiplantae; Streptophyta; Magnoliopsida; Lamiales; Orobanchaceae.
AUGGGUCUGGGCGAGUCUGUUCUGCGCGGGUACUUACUCGACUAUAAAUCCGAGGAGAGGAGAGGUUUGGGAGAGGGAAGAUCCACGUCACUUCUGGUUUAUCCCGAAGACACAAGAAACAACAGGCCCACUGCAAUGGGAUUUCCCUAUGGGGUCGAGUCAUUUUGGAAAGACUAUGAAGAAGAGAAAGAACGUGAAAAAGAAGAAAUUGAGAGGUAUGAUUCGAGGGACCCGUACAGAGAGAAGGACAAAGAAAAAGGAGAAGAUAGGACUUGGGAGCUCUUCCUAGCCUUGACGGGCCAGACGCAGACCACCUUGUAA